UGUGCAUGGAAAUUGCUUUCGAUUUAUAAUCGUGCAGCCGUAGUUCAAAUGUUAAUAUAUGACCUUGGACCACAAAACCAGUCUUAAGUUGCACAGGGUCACAUGGUUUGCCGUUAUCUGCUGGCGUGUAUGAUGACGCGCACACGUACACGUACUUACACAACCAUUGACGGUUAGUUUUUGGAAGUACUCCACAGUAUUUGGAAGAAUUUGAUGAUCAGCACUGCUGGCACUGUGGGUAAAUGGAAGGCAAUGGCACGUCCAUCUUUACCUUCGUCAUUGGACUCCACAUUACCUGGGAUAUCUCGAGAAGUGCUGUCUGUGUCCAUGGAACCAAAAUAUCAAUGUCAGCAGUGCAAAGAGAUUCUUAGGAAACCUUUCCAAGCACAGUGUGGACAUCGCUUCUGUGUGUUCUGUUUCAAACAACUCACCAGCUCGGGGCCCAUACCCUGCGAAGCCUGUCGUGCUGAGGGUAUAUUCGAAGAGGCAACAUCUAUACUCAAUAUUGUAGUAGCAUUUCCUGAUAAUGCAGCACGAAGGGAAAUUGAUGGCUUGCCAGCCAAAUGCCCAAAUGAUGGAUGUAGUUGGUCUGGAACAUUGAAAGAGUAUGAGGGUCAGCAUGAAGGCCGUUGCGACUUUGAACGUGUAAAAUGUGAAGCAUGUCAAGCACUCAUCUUGGUCAGUGAGAAAGACCGUCACAAUGAGCGGGAAUGCGAGGCCAGAACCCUGAACUGCAAAUACUGCAAGGUCACAUUUAACUUCAAAGAAAUUAAGGCCCAUGAUGAAAUAUGUCAAAAAUUCCCCAUGCAAUGCAAAGACUGUGGUAAAAAGAAAAUCCCCAGAGAGAAGUUUCAAGAGCACAUCAAGUCUUGUGCAAAGUCUAAGUCGGCGUGCCAGUUCAGUGAGAUUGGCUGCAGGGCAGUGGUUGACAAUGGUAAGCAGCAGGAGCAUGAGCAGACCAGUAUGACGGAGCAUAUGCGUCUCAUGCUAGCCGUGCUGUCCUCUGUGCGCCUGCGGGCCGAGGGGGCUGGAGAGUGGCAGGAAGAUUCCGGACUGGGAUUGUAUCGCGGACCUGAAGACGCAUCUCCAGCGGGGGCUCAUGCUGCUGGCCAUAAUGCAGGAAGAGGAGGUGGUCCUGGUGUACAGCAGAAAGUCACAGCAUUGGAGAACAUAGCGUGUGUGUUGAACAGGGAGGUGGAGCGCUCAGCCCUCACCCUCGAGGCACUAUCCCGUCAACAUCGGCUAGACCAGGAGAAGAUAGAGAACUUGUCAAACAAGGUGCGACAGCUAGAACGGACUUUAACCAUGCGAGAUCUGCAGUUAGCAGAAUCAGAGCAGACAUUGCGGGAGCUGCAGUUUUGUACAUACGAUGGAGUUUUCAUUUGGAAAAUAGCAGACUUCUCUCGUCGCAGACAAGAGGCAGUGGGGGGCCGGGCACCUGCCAUGUUCUCACCUGCGUUCUACUCCAGUAAAUAUGGGUAUAAGAUGUGUCUGCGACUCUACCUGAACGGUGACGGCACAGGCCGGGGCACUCACCUUUCUCUAUUCUUUGUGGUCAUGAGGGGCAAAUAUGAUGCACUGCUGAAGUGGCCCUUUAGCCAGAAGGUGACAUUGAUGUUGUUGGACCAGAACAACAGAGAGCACAUCAUUGAUGCCUUUAGGCCUGACGUGAGCUCCACAUCCUUCCAGAGACCCAUCAGUGAGAUGAACAUAGCCAGUGGUUGUCCUCUUUUCUGCCCUCUAGCCAAGCUGGCAGGCAAAAGCUCAUAUCUGAGAGAUGACACCAUAUUUAUUAAAGCCAUAGUUGACCUCACCGGUUUAUAAAGCUUUGGAAUUAUUCAUAAUAAUAAUAAUAAUAAUAAUAAUAGAUGUUGUUGUUGUUGUUGUUGUUGUUUAUUAUUAUUAUAUCUCAGCUGCGGAAGCCAAAAAAUUUAAAUAUGAUAUAAUAUAAAUAAUAAUAUAAAUGAAAAUAACAUAUUAUAUAUUGAUUUAUUUUGAGAAAUAUAAAUUCAAUUAUAGCAAUAUUAUUAUGUGCAUGUGGAGUGGCUGUGCUCAAACAGACUUCCACUCCAAUAAUUGCACUAUUUUGGUAUAACCGAAUAAAUAUGUAUCUGAAUAUUUAAAACAAAAUAUAAUGUGUACUAAUGUGUUUUAUAUAAAUAUAUAUUUAAAUAUUUUAACUAUACCUACUCUUAGUAAUGUAUGUAAUAUAGAAAUAUGACAAUACAAUAAAAGCCAGGUGCAAGUAUGCCAUAUUAUGUAAAACUACGGAGUGAGUUUUAGCUAGUCAUCUAACUUCAUGUGUGGCCUCUAAGCAAGAUCCACUUCAGUUUGCAUAUAAGAGAAAUAGCGGCACAGACGAUGCGGUUACUAAACAUCUUACAAAUCCUAAAGGAUAUGCUAGGAUUCUAUUCGUAGAUUUCAGUUCAGCUUUUAAUUCAAUGAAGACGCAUCUUCUUUUAAAAAGGCUAGUGGAUCUUAAUAUUAAUCAAGGGCUCGUCCUUUUGGAUUAGAAAUUUUCUUUCUUGUCAUCCACAAAGAGUCUGUGUUAGAGGGGUGAUGUCUGAUGUGCUCACUGUGAGCAAUGGUUGCCCACAAGGUUGUGUUCUCUCCCCUGUGCUGUUGUAAGCACAUCUUGGAACUUGUGUAUAAAUCCAUUGUUGAAAGUGUUUUAACCUUUCAUCUUUCUGUCUGGUAUGAGCAUCUAAAUUGCAGACUCAAGAACAAACUUUCCAGAAUUGCAUCCUCAGCCAAAAAAAUAAUUGGCAGGCCUCAGAAUCACUUAACACAAGUUUAGGUAGAAAGGACAAAGAAGGCGGUGAGAGUUAUUCUUGCAGAUGGCUCUCAUCCUCUUUUCAGGCAGUUUGAGCUCUUGAAGUCAGGUAGACGUUAUAGAGUCCCUCUAGCAAGUAAAAAUGUGUUUAAGAGGUCCUUCAUCCCCAAUGCAAUUAGAAUCAUUAACUCAGAAACUUUUUAAUUUUAUCCUUUUAUUUUCGUUUUGUUUUGGAUAUGAUUUAUUUCGUUUUGUAGUAAUUCAAAGCUUUCUAUAGAUAUAUUCAUGUCUGUAAGGGAAAUAUUCACUGAGUUACGGUUCAUUUUUGACUAGAAGCGCAUCCUUUUAGUUUUCUUUAUUUUAGAAAAGCACGUUUUCUUGAUAUUGUGAGUGCACACACAUAAAAAUAUACCCUUUACAGUUCCGAACGAUGUAUUAUUAUUAUUAUUACCUUUAUGAGCAACAAUUACUGCGUAUUUAAUUUUUCCACUGAUGUCCUGAAGCGCGCUUCAGCUUCAACUCUCGGUGCAAACGAUUGGAUAUGCACCUAAUAGUGCACAUUUAUUUAGGUUAAAUAUUUAAACUAACAUUUUGAUAUGCUUUGAGUAUUUCAUAUCUAUAGAUUUUAUUUUUGGCAAGUCGUAAUUACAGCAUUGUAUGACAUUGUCUCAUAUGAUGCUCAUAAGUUUCUUCAUAUUGCGUUUUUCUCAUGACAGCAAAUCAGUAAAAGAAUAAAAAUUUAACUAAGAAAGAUCUCCAUGAUUAGCCUGUUUUUGCACUUCCUGUUUUUCCCUGCUUGAGAAUUUCUGUCCAAUGAAUGGAUGACCUUGGCACACGUGUGCUUUUGUUUACAAUUUCUGGUUCACUUGCAAAAAGGGCAGUGUGAAAGCGAACCGCACCAAACAAAACAAAAAAAAAUCAACAUUUUAUUUGGUCCGGACCAAAGCAUGUGAACUAGUGGACUUUCCUGGUGUGAAGUCACCAGUCUGCUUUUAUUUUACUAAUUUGACUAUCUUAAUAAUGGAGAACCUGUGAAACCUAUUAGCGAAGCUGUGUGAAUCAUUUAGAUUAUAGAAAUGAAUCAUUGUGUUUAUUCUUUUAAACAAGCUCUUGGAUACAGCAUGUGCGUGAGGCUACAAUAUUUAAAAAUUCACUUAGAAACCUUAGCAGGGCUGAAAAUGCAUCUUGACUAACCAGUGCUUAGAUUCACUGUAUUACUGGCCCAUUUGUAAACAUCAUCUGAUCUUGGGUCCGGCUCUUUUUGUUUGGGUUUGAGCAUUGAAUGGCUACAAAGGAUAAGAGAUGCAGACGUUUGAUCAGCUUCAAACCCUUAUAAAAGGGACCGGUGUUUUUUUCUGUAACAUCAUUAUACACUAGGUUAGCAUGGGAUGUUUUCUGAGUUAAAAGGUGAAUUAGUUGCAGUAUAAAUCCUGCUGCUGGUAAAUAACUCCAAGUACUUGUUGAAACAUGGUUGUUUUAGUGGAAAGGAGAGAAAAAGAGGAAAGCGAGAGAGAGAAAAAAAUAUCAAAAUCUGAUCAAUAUGUAGCUCUUUUUAAAAUUAAAUUCUUUACUAUUUAGCUGUCAUUUAUUGAAUUGUAUUUUAUCUAUCAGUUAUAUAGCAGAUCAGUCAAGUGGGGUUUUUUGUAUUUGUUUACAUAUUAAUAUACACUUUAUUUUAUUAGCAUGAAUUUAUAGUACUAGAGAGCUAUUAUAAUAAAAUGUUUGUUUCUUCUGUCAUCUGA
Molecule: messenger RNA, 4515 nt
Organism: Onychostoma macrolepis
Lineage: Eukaryota; Metazoa; Chordata; Actinopteri; Cypriniformes; Cyprinidae
Gene: traf2b
Product: Tnf receptor-associated factor 2b
Exons: 12
Coding region: 214-1824 (536 amino acids)
Biological process (GO): regulation of apoptotic process; positive regulation of canonical NF-kappaB signal transduction; protein autoubiquitination
Cellular component (GO): plasma membrane signaling receptor complex; cytoplasmic side of plasma membrane
Molecular function (GO): tumor necrosis factor receptor binding; ubiquitin-protein transferase activity; ubiquitin protein ligase binding
Source: RefSeq, a predicted model, not a curated record